Molecule: messenger RNA, 300 nt
Organism: Scutellospora calospora
Lineage: Eukaryota; Fungi; Glomeromycota; Glomeromycetes; Diversisporales; Gigasporaceae
Source: the annotation of a GenBank genome assembly
AAAGCUUGCCAAACUAUUGUGUACUCAGCAGAUUUAGAGGCGAUAACGAUUAAACAAGUUAGAAGGGAUGCCGAAAUUAAGCUCGGGUUAACCACCAAAUUUCUAGAUAAACAACCUUGGAAGGAUCUUAUACUUGAUUUUGUAACAGAGAUGAUCCAAAAACAGAAAUCAGAGGAAGUGUCUGUUGCGUCUUCAUCAAAAUCAAAACUUGGAAGAGCUGGCAAGAAAAGCACAGCAAUUCAAUCAAAAAAAGAUCUUGAACCAGCGGCUGAAAAAAUCGGUAAUUUUUCAAAUUUAAAA